AUGAGCUUUGAGCCUAGCAAUUUAGCAAUUUGCGAAACAUGCGGUACGCAGUUUGAUGUUCCACUUGAGCAGCACCCAGAGACAUGUCGGAUCUGCGAUGAUCCCCGCCAGUACGUUCCCGCCAGCGGCCAAUCCUGGACCUCACUCUCAUCUACCCAGCCCCUCCAGAAGAACACUUUCGAAACCGACAAGCAAGACUCACGAAUCCACUACAUUACCACUGCACCUUUGUCCCCUUCUGAACUACCCCCUGGUCUCGCCGACUCCAGCACCACCCGCAAGCAACUGGGCAUUGGACAACGCGCCAUCUUACUCCAGACAUCUGGUGGAAAUGUUCUUUGGGAUUGCGUCGCAUUCUUGAACCCCGAUACGAUUAAUUUCAUCAAGGAAAAAGGCGGGUUGAAGGCGAUUGUGAUUAGCCAUCCACAUUUUUUUACGACUCACUUGGAGUGGGCGAGUGUGUUUGGAUGUCCGGUAUAUCUAUGUGGGGAUGAUGAGAUGUGGUUGAAUUGUAAAGAUAAGGAUGGUGUGAGGAAGUUGGUCAAGGGGGUUACUGAGAUUGAAGAGAUUGGAGGUGAGGCUAAGAUGAUUCAGUGCGGGGGUCAUUUUGAUGGUAGUUCGGUGCUGUGGUGGGACAAGAAGCUGUUUAUUGCUGAUACGUUCAUGAGUGUGCCUUCUGGCUUCAACAACGCACACCGCGUACCAGAUACAACAUCGUAUUCGUUCAUGUGGGCGUAUCCUAAUAUGAUUCCGCUGACGCCAAAGGCGAUUCACGGGAUCUGGAAGGCGAUCAAGCCAUUCGAGUUUGAUAGCACGUAUGGAGGAUUUCCGGGGCAGAAUCUAAAGAGGCCAGACUUGAAGAAGCAGGUGUUGGAGAGUAUGAAGAUAUUCUUGAAGAGGGCCGGACAUGAGAAUGUGGGAAUCUUUGAGGAGAGUGUUUGA
This is a messenger RNA of Alternaria arborescens, 942 nucleotides long. RefSeq lists its product as hypothetical. The record is from RefSeq and is a predicted model, not a curated record. The transcript is spliced from 3 exons. NCBI's taxonomy places the organism in Eukaryota, Fungi, Ascomycota, Dothideomycetes, Pleosporales, Pleosporaceae. Bases 1 to 942 code for a protein of 313 amino acids.